Molecule: messenger RNA, 2154 nt
Organism: Aspergillus ruber CBS 135680
Lineage: Eukaryota; Fungi; Ascomycota; Eurotiomycetes; Eurotiales; Aspergillaceae
Product: pex2/pex10/pex12 family protein
Exons: 3
Coding region: 285-1676 (463 amino acids)
Biological process (GO): protein import into peroxisome matrix
Cellular component (GO): peroxisomal membrane
Molecular function (GO): zinc ion binding
Source: RefSeq, a predicted model, not a curated record
ACAACCGAAAGGGUGUUUUGAAUAUGUAGUAGACGUUGUCGUUGUUCAAAUAAUACCCUCAAUAUCCUGUAAAGUAUUCGAGUUGUUUACUUCGCAGCUAAAGGUACAGUCACGUGUGCCACAUCAACCUCGGCCUGAUCUGGGGAACUCGGAUCGUUAUCAAUUCCCGAGCGCUUCCUUUUCCGUCUACACCGAUACCUGUACUCUGUACACAUCGCGAUCCAGUCCUCCUCCUAUUUCCUCCUCCUACCGCUGCUGAUAUUGAAUCGCACGAUGAUCCUACGAUGAGCUCGACCAAUUUUGCUGCUGCUCAACAGCGCGUGUUAGAACGCCGACGCUUGCACGAGACAGAAUCUCGCGCCCGGUUUGCGGACCAGAGGGUGUCACCGGCAAACAAUGCCGCCAUCCAACGACUUCCAUUUCCGUUUAACAGAUUGCCUUUAUCAGCUAGUUGGGUAUGGAGUUCUUUAACGGGUCGUGAAGGGAAUCGACCGGCUUUUCGAGUCGGUCAGGUAGAUGCCGAGCUGUUGGAUGAGGAAUUGCUGGACUUGCUCAAGGGACAGGUCGGAGAGGCGUUGAAGUAUUACGGCCCUCAUUUGCGUGAAGACUGGUCGCAUGAGAUUCAAUUUGCCCUCCGAGCCAUCUUAUUCAAGCUUUCGAUAUGGGAUCAUGAUGCUUCCUACGGUGCCGCUUUACAAGACUUGAAGUAUAUCGAUGUUCGUAGCAAGGGUCCUAUUCAUUCUACACCGACGAAAUGGCAAAAGGGUCUAUAUGGUUUUCUCACCGUGGGCGGUCGUUACGCGUGGGAUAAGUGGGAGAGCUGGCUAGUCGGGCAAAGCGAUGGUUAUGAAGAGCCCUCGCGGAGAGUCCAAUUUCUAGGGCGCAUAACAGAUCUGGUUUCCACAACACACUCGGUUGCAGCUUUCCUUUCUUUCCUUGUGUUCUUGGUGAAUGGUCGGUACCGGACUCUGAUUGAUCGAAUCCUUCGUAUGCGCUUGACUCCUCCAUCUGCCCAAGCCAGUCGCGAAGUUUCGUUCGAAUAUCUAAAUCGACAGCUCGUGUGGCACGCGUUUACCGAGUUCCUACUCUUCUUGCUACCUCUUGUCGGGAUAAGCAGGUGGCGCAGAUGGUUAUCCAGAGCGUGGCGGAAGACAAGGUCUACACUCAAGUCUAGCAGUGACGACAAUGAGCCCGAGGAGAAGCGAGGAGAAUUAGCAUUCCUCCCGGAGAGAACAUGCGCCAUCUGCUACAAGGACCAGAACCCAACAUCCACAUCGGAGAAUGACGUGAUGGCUGCAUCAGCAUCGGCCGGUGGAAUGAUUGGUUCUGCACAAACGGAUAUUACCAACCCUUACGAGACAGUUCCUUGCGGCUGUUUAUACUGUUUUGUUUGUCUGGUCCAGAAGCUGGAAGGAGAAGAAGGCGAGGGUUGGGUCUGUCUUCGCUGCGGAGAAAUAGUCAAGAAAUGCAAACCGUGGAAUGGCGAUGUGCUUGAGGAAGCACGUCCGCAAACGACUUCAGGAAAGGCUGUCGGCUUCGCUAUAGAUGGCGAAUCGGAUACAAAGAGUGCAUCUGAGAAACAGCCCUUGGACGACGAGCUCGAGGGUUCCAGGCAGUGGACAUCGGUCGACAAGGAAUUUGUCGAUGAAAAUGAUCAUGAGACUGCUGCGGCAUGAGCUAGGCCACACUUACCUCGACGGGCUCGCUGGUCGGUUUCGCCCUGGAUCAUAAUAUCUUUCAUGCAUUAUACUGUGAUGGCACUACGAGCUAUCAGAGAUACCCACUUAAUAUCUGUCAUUUUAUUCGGGGAAUGUAUUUAUCACUUUGCGAUAUUAUCAACUGUCAAUAUAGGUAUUGAGACUAAACUCCGCUGCUUCUUCCAAUCAGCCCUUCGCAAAUCACUCAACAUAGCCCAAGGAUCCAUACUCCUUCAUCAACACAACCACCCUACAUCCCAGCACAGAAUCCAACACCCGCUGCACCCAACGGAAACAAUGCCAUAACCCCAUUCAACCAUACCCACCACCACAAUCCCUUCAACGCGUUCAUAUCCUCCCUCCUUCUCUUUGCUCUCUCCUGCUCACUCAUCUUCAUCCCCUCUUCCCCCUCCGCUCUCGCCUUAUCAUCCCUCCUCGCAUGCCCCUCAAGCCUCCC